Talaromyces atroroseus is the source of this 8178-nucleotide messenger RNA. RefSeq lists its product as hypothetical. The transcript has 11 exons. Bases 1 to 8178 code for a protein of 2725 amino acids. Gene Ontology annotation, molecular function: protein kinase regulator activity; structural constituent of ribosome. The record is from RefSeq and is a predicted model, not a curated record. Lineage: Eukaryota; Fungi; Ascomycota; Eurotiomycetes; Eurotiales; Trichocomaceae. Gene Ontology annotation, biological process: cellular response to amino acid starvation; translation; regulation of translation. Gene Ontology annotation, cellular component: cytosol; cytosolic large ribosomal subunit; ribosome.
AUGGAUGAACUAAAAUGGGAUGAUAUACAAAAGGGUGAAUUGGGGAGCCUUGAAAAUGUCCUUCUGUCGAGCUCGACUUCUCGCCGUGUGAGAGUUCUCCAAUUAGUCCGAGAAAAGAACGCUGAAACCUCGAAGCCAACUGUGCAGCAAUCUGCUCUACGUGUAACACGCCGUGCGUUGAGAGCCGUUUUUACGUCGGAGAAUGUGGACGAGGAGAUAAAAAAUGCGCCGUUUAUUGGCGUAAUUUCAGGUGUUUGUGCACGUCUUCCAAAUAAAGAAGCUGUUUUGGCCGGUUUGAAGAAGCCAAUAUUGGCUUUCUAUACAAAGGAGAUCCUGGGGUCGCGAAGUCAGGUGCCACCACAUAUAGCAAAUGGGCUCUCGGAUUUCUUUGCAUCUUUUAUUGCCUACAACGAUCUAGUUUCUGACAUCUUCCCGACAUUGGAAAAGUCAAUUCUGAGGUCGCCCGAGAUCGUACUGAAUGGCCUAAUCCCUCCUCUCUGCUCAGCUCUUCCUGCAGAAAUCGAUCUCUCAGAGCCAGUGACUUCCAAGUUAUCCAAGCCUUUGCUGUCCAGUCUUAAAUCUACAAACCCAAUCAUAAGGCAGGGCGCUACACAAUCCUUCAAAGCUUUGAUAUCCAAGUGCAACUCUGAAGAGUCUCUCCUCAAAGUGACAAACGAAAUUAUAGGGCUAUUGAAGUCUCAAAAGAUUUCAAAUGCUGACCAACGUGCGCUACAUGCCGAUGUAUUGUCGGAAAUUCUUUGCUAUAAGACGUUAUCCCAAGAAGUUGUUACGAAUUUAGUUACAGUGGCUGCCAAGGAGUCAAGUGAAGUUGCACUGCUUUCUGAAAUUAAGGCUCUUUGCAAACACCUGGGCUAUCUCAUUGAUUUCGAAAUACCUGCGAAAAGUGAGACAGUUUCGGUUAUUGCAAAGGCAUUCACUGAUAAACGUGUACCAUUUCGAAGAUUGUGGCAGCUCCAAAUUGCCGACUUGCUCUGGAAUGUCAACCCAGAUAAGCUGAGUAGCUCAUCAAACCAAGGAUUGGUCGAGUCAGUUAUUACAAAAGUCAAAGACUCAUUCGCCGAAACCGUUACAAACCCACUUCCCUCUGCUCAGAGCGGUUUAGUUUCUACUGCCUAUGGCUAUAUCGCUCUAUCUGGUCUGUUGAAGGACUCACAGAUCGUUCCGAAAUCAGCAUGGACAAGUAUCACUCAACAGUCGAUGUCGUUGACGCCAAAACCGUCUUUCUUGCUCAAUCCGAAAGUAUACAGCAAGUUGACAACAGAAGAAGAUUUUCGAUGGAAAACGCGAGCACUUGCUGCAGUCGCCAGCGAUUCUGCUUUGAAUACCUAUGAUCCAGCAAGCAAAGCGGCAUGGGGCCAAGCUUUCAUAUUUACUAUUGCUAAUCCGAGUGUCCCACGAAAACUGAGAGAAGAGGCGUGUCAAGUGCUGGCGGCUGUUCAUCUAGGCGAUGCUUUGUCAGUUGGAAAUGUCAUUGUCGAUUCGUUAUGGUCUUGGAUACUUGCCCUUGCCAUCUUUGACAAGGAGUCUGCUGCAGCUACUACAGGCGGAGGUAGUCAAGAACUACUUCACUUUGUUGUAAAAGCUAUAUGCCCUAGUGCAUCAGCUGCUGGUCCGUUUUCAGACGAGGUUCAAAGAGCACUAGCAGAUCAGUUAAUCAAACUUCUCGUUCUUUGCCGCCAGGAGCUGGUCUCGAAAGUAUCAUGGAUCGAUCUUUGUCUCAAGACAGGCUUAGAUCCUGGAAAGCUUGUCUCUGAUCAUCAGGAAGAAUCCAUUAAACAACUGCUACAGGUAGCGGAGGAUCCUAUACAGUCAAAGAUCCCACUCGCAAGUAAUGCUGUUGGGAGUGCUGCGGCAGACUUAGCCUUUGUCGCACCAAUUGUGAUGAUACCUCGCAUUGUUGAAAUUCUCAGUGAGGAUCUGGCAAGCGACCGCAUAUCUAAAUUUACACCAACUGAUGCCGCUAUCGCACGUACACCAGAAGGUACAACCUUUGUGGAUGUGCUAAACACAAAAUCUACUCAACCGUUGUCGGACAAGAGCAUUAAAGAUUAUGACACUUUGAAAUGGGAAGAGGAGCUCCGUGCACAAAUUGCCCAAAAGAGAGGACAGACUCAGAAGAAGCUGACGGCAGAUGAGCAACUCAAGGUCAAAGGACAGUUAGAGAAAGAAGCCAAAAUUCGCGCAAAUGUGCUUUCUGAAAUCAAAAAGAUCGAGAGGGGCUGUAUAAUUGUCCGUGGACUUGCUACUGGACCGCCGACUGACACUGGGGCAUGGAUGAACACAGCAAUUUCAUCACUUCUUUCUCUAGCACGUCUGAACACUGGCCUUUUCGUGGGUGAUUCAGUUUCAAAGGCCUACAUCGCCUGUGCGGAGAAAGUCUCCCCACGACUUGGCCUGCUGCGGCCGUUUAUCGGUGUUGCGACCCUCCGUGCGUUAGGAAAUACCAACCUAUCCCCCGAGAUAGAAGCCGAACCGUUGGGAGACCUUGUUACGAGAAUUCUGUACAGAUUACGUUUCACGUCUGAGCAAUUACCAUUUGAACCAACAUCGCUCGCCUACCUGUUGCCACUGGCAGGCUUGGUAUUGAGCCGGGAUGGUAUUGAGGAGCAGAAAGGUGAAGGAGGCGGAGAGCAAGUUCUUCUAACAUUGGAAUUCCUAUCAUUUCACUCCUCUUCCUUUUCUGACACCAGACUUCCUCGUGGUGAAGUUCUGCAACAACUUAUCACAUCUCUAAGUAAAUAUUCGCAACAUUACAAGUUGGUCAAAGAUACAUUGUUUGAUCUAUGCAGAUGUAUUUCUCAAAACAUUUCGCACCAAGAACUCGAAACUCUUCUCGAGGGAACGAUUGUGCCAGAUGUUUCAGUUCGGACCGCUGUGCUGCAAGCAAUUGAAGCUGAGAUCGAUUUGACAGAUCUCGAUUUCUCCGAACAUAUUUGGUUAUGCUACCAUGAUCAGGUCGAGGAGAAUGCAGAGCUUGCCGAGGCUAUUUGGGAAGAUAAUGCUCUUGAUGUGGAUGGGGAUUCGUACUUGAAGAUUAUUAGAUAUCUGGGUGCAAAAGACAGUCAACUGCGGGGUGCUGCUGCUCGAGCUCUUGCACAUUGCAUCGAACUAAAUCCUUCAAAGUUUGAUGUGGUAUUGUCUGACUUGCAAUCGAAAUACUCUGAUGAAGUGAAACCCAAAGCACCAGGAAAAGACAAGUACGGGAUGCCACUAAAAGCAGAUACUACCGAUGUUUGGGAACUUAGAAGCGGCAUAGCUCUUGCCUUCAAAGCGAUGACCAAACUGUUUGAGAAACACCAGAUCGUAUCAUUCAUGAAAUUUCUGAUAGAGGGCGGUCCGUUGGUUGAUAAAAGCGCUCUUGUCAGGGAACAAAUGGCAGAUUGUGGUAGAUCUAUUAUUGAGGAGCGCGGACAACAGAAAGUGGAAGAAUUAAUGACGUUGUUUGAGAAGACGCUUGAGACUUCCGACAAGGCCACUGAGAGCUCUGACUGGCUCAAUGAGGCAGUUAUCGUACUAUAUGGUUCAUUGGCAAGACAUCUGAAAGCUGGAGACUCGCGUUUGAGCACAGUCAUCAAGGAACUACUUGCUGCUCUCCCAACACCGUCUGAAAUGGUACAGUCGGCAGUGGCUGGAUGUCUUCCUCCAUUGAUCAGACUGUCUGGCCCUGAAACACAAGGUUACGUCGAGCAGUUGUUGGAUCAGCUUGUGCAGUCUAAGAAAUAUGCAUCACGACGUGGAGCUGCGUAUGGACUUGCUGGUAUCGUUCAUGGUAAAGGUGUUGUGGCUUUAAGACAGUACCACAUCAUGUCAUCCCUCAAGGAUGCUCUUGACAAUAAAAAGGAUCCAAACCAACGCCAAGGGGCUCUUCUGGCUUACGAACUAUUUUCUGCGGUGCUCGGAAGGAUCUUCGAACCCUAUGUUAUCCAGACGGUACCUCAUUUGCUUACAAGCUUUGGCGAUCCCAGUAUCGACGUAAGAGAUGCAUGUCUGGAUGCUGCCAAAACAUGCGUUGCCAAUCUGAGUUCCUACGGUGUGAAACAAAUCCUUCCAACUCUUCUGGAAGGUCUGGACGACCCGCAAUGGCGUAGCAAGAAAGGCGCUUGUGAUUUAUUAGGUGCUAUGGCAUACCUUGAUCCUCAACAAUUAGCCGUCAGUUUGCCGGAUAUUAUUCCUCCCCUUACAGUUGUGUUAAAUGACAGCCACAAAGAGGUUCGCAACGCGGCCAACCGCAGUUUGCAACGCUUCGGUGAGGUGAUCAGCAACCCCGAAGUCAAGAGUCUAGUUGGAAUUCUCCUUAAAGCUCUUAGUGAUCCUACGAAAUACACCGACGAAGCUCUCGACUCGCUCAUCAAAGUCUCAUUCGUCCAUUAUCUCGAUGCUCCUUCACUUGCUCUUGUUGUGCGUAUCUUGGAGCGCGGACUCGGUGAUCGAUCGAACACUAAACGCAAAGCUGCCCAAAUCAUUGGCAGCCUUGCUCAUUUGACCGAGAGAAAAGACCUUAUUUCUCACUUGCCUAUUUUGGUCGCUGGCCUGCGUCUUGCAAUAGUCGACCCUGUGCCUACUACGAGAGCCACGGCUUCUAAGGCUCUUGGGUCAUUGAUCGAGAAAUUGGGAGAAGAUGCUCUUCCGGAUCUUAUUCCAAGUUUGAUGUCCACCCUCAAGUCGGAUACUGGAGCAGGCGACCGAUUAGGAUCUGCACAAGCUCUUUCAGAAGUUCUUGCGGGUCUUGGAACAACGCGUCUCGAAGAAACCCUACCAACUAUACUGCAAAAUGUCUCCAGCUCCAAGCCAUCUGUCAGAGAAGGCUUCAUGUCAUUGUUUAUAUUCUUACCAGCUUGCUUCGGCAACAGCUUUGCUUCAUAUUUGAACAAGAUUAUCCCGCCAAUUUUAGCAGGUUUGGCAGAUGACAUCGAGGCAAUUCGCGAGACCUCUUUGCGAGCUGGUCGUCUGUUGGUUAAAAACUUUUCUUCAAAAGCCAUUGAUCUCCUUUUGCCUGAGCUUGAGCGCGGUUUAGCAGACGAUAGCCACAGAAUCAGACUAAGCUCCGUUGAGCUCGUUGGCGACUUGCUCUUCAAUAUCACUGGUAUUACUAGCAAUGUCGAUGCUGAAGAGCAGGAAGAAGGCGCAACACAGGCUGGCCAGUCUUUGCUUGCAAUUCUUGGCGAGGAGAAACGGAACAAGGUUCUAUCUGCUCUUUUCAUUUGUCGCUGCGAUACGUCUGGUCUGGUGCGAAGCGCGGCAAUUGCCGUAUGGAAAGCUCUUGUCGCUACGCCUAGAACACUCAAGGAAUUGGUACCUACCCUAACACAGUUCCUUAUUCGCCGUCUUGGAUCAUCGAACAUGGAACAGAAAGUUAUUGCAGGAAAUGCUUUGGGAGAUCUCAUCAAGAAGGCUGGCGAAAGUGUUCUGGCCACUUUGUUGCCAUCCCUUGAAGAUGGUCUUAGAACCUCAACCGACGUAGAUGCCAAGCAAGAGGUCCUUGAAGACUAUGAAAAGGUCCUCAUUUCCAUUGUGCGGGUCGCACUAGUUGACAACGAUGAGGAUGUCAGAGAGGCCGCAGCUGAAGCAUUUGAUGCCCUACAACAAAGUUUGGGCAAGAGGGCAGUCGAUCAGGUUCUUCCGUAUCUUCUGUCUCUACUCAGGAACGAUGAAGAUGCCGAACAGGCUCUAUCGGCUCUUCUUACUUUGCUUACCGAAACUACACGGGCGAACAUCAUCCUACCGAACCUGAUACCCACACUACUUACAGCUCCCAUUAGUGUCUUCAACGCCAAAGCACUCGCUUCUCUGGCAGAGGUGGCUAGUUCCGCGAUGACCCGUCGCCUGCCUACAAUACUUAAUGCUCUAAUGGAUGAGAUGAUAUCGACUAAAGAUGAGGAGCUCUUGGCAGAGUUGAGCUCCUCUUUCGAUACCAUCCUCGUUUCCGUUGAUGAAUUUGAUGGUCUUAACACCGCAAUGAGCGUGAUGAUGGGUCUCAUGAAGCAUGAUGACCACCGUCGACGGGCAAAUGCUGCCGAGCGCAUGGCGAAAUUCUUCUCUGAUGCUGAUGUUGAUUAUUCAAGGUAUCACCAGGACCUCAUCCGGGUGUUCCUCAUUUCAUUUGAUGAUAGAGACAAGAAUGUCGUCAAGGCUGCGUGGGCGGCAUUGAGCAAACUGACAUCAAACAUGCGCAAGGAAGAGUUGGAAGUGCUUGUAAUUCCUACGCGUCAAACAUUGCGGCAAGUUGGAGUCCCCGGAGCUGCACUCGCAGGAUUUAGCUUGCCUAAGGGUAUCAUGGCGAUCUUCCCUAUCUUCCUUCAGGGUCUAUUGAACGGUAAUACCGAUCAGCGGACACAAUCUGCGCUCGCCAUUGCCGAUAUUAUUGAUAGAACAGCAGCAGAUUCUCUCAAGCCAUUUGUGACCCAGAUAACAGGUCCGCUGAUCCGUGUUGUGUCAGAGAGAUCUGUCGAUAUCAAGGCGGCAGUUUUCUAUGCUUUGAAUAAAUUAUUAGAGAAGAUACCGCUGGCUGUUAAGCCCUUCCUACCUCAACUCCAGCGGACAUUCGCUAGAGGAUUGGCAGACACGACAAGUGAAACCUUACGAAACCGAGCUGCCAAGGGUUUGGGUAUUUUGAUUACUCUUACACCUCGCGUAGAUCCCCUUGUUGCAGAACUGGUUACCGGCUCCAAAACGGAUGAUGAUGGCGUCAAAAACGCUAUGAUGAAAGCGCUUCACGAGGUUGUGUACAAGGCAGGUGGUAGCAUGAGUGAGGCAUCAAGAAAUGCCGUGCUGGGUCUUAUUGAUGACGAUAGUAGCGAUCGUACAGAUGCAAUGGCCAUAACCAAUGCUAAAUUGCUUGGCGCACUCGUGAAGAAUCUUUCUGCUGCUUCGGCUAUCCCUCUGAUUAAAUCUCGGGUGCUAACCACGAACUUUUCCCAUGCCUCGAUCCUAGGGUUAAAUUCUCUUCUUGUGGAGGCUCCAGAAUUGCUGCUGGAGAAUUUUGCAGCCGAGACGCCAUCAGUCAUUUGUCAAGGCAUAUCGAAUUCAGACCCCUAUAUAUCCGACAAUAGCGUCUUAGCUGCUGGGAAAUACAUUCUUGCUGAAAGUGAUCACAAGAACUUCGAAAGUACAAAACCAGUUUUCGAGACACUUGCAUCAGUGAUACCAGCCGGGCAUCCAGCAGACACCAGACGCCUGGCCCUUGUUGUCAUCCGCACUAUAAGUCGCCUUCAUCCCGUGUACACGAGGCCACACCUGGCACAGCUUGUUCCACCGGUGUUUGGUAGUGUCCGCGAUCUAGUUAUUCCUGUUAAGCUAGCCGCUGAAGCUGCUUUCCUUGCGAUAUUCAAUGUGGUUGAUUCUGAAGGGGCAGUUUUCGACAAGUACAUGGCCGGACCAGGUGCGGAACUACCCGCGGGGCCUAAACGAAGCAUAUCAGACUAUUUCAAGCGAGUGGCAUUACGACUUGCUACGCAAGCCCGUGAGAGACGAGAAGCGGAGGGUGGCCAGGGCGGCCUAGGCCUGUCGAACGAUGAGGUGGAAGAUGAGAAAGAGCUAUGGAGCGUGGGAAGAGUUGACUUGGGAGAAGACAACUUUGGUGUGGAGGUCAACCUCACCACCCAGAAACGCCUUGCGGCGUCCGUGAUCGGCUGCGGUAAGCGCAAGGUCUGGCUCGAUCCCAAUGAGAUGAGCGAAAUCUCCAACGCCAACUCUCGCCAAACGGUCCGCAAGUUGGUCAGCGAUGGCUUGAUCAUCCGCAAGCCCGUCACCAUGCACUCCCGCUCCCGUGCCCGUGAACUCAACGCCGCUCGCCGAAUUGGAAGACACCGUGGUCUGGGUAAGCGAAAGGGUACCAAGGACGCUCGUAUGCCUAGCCAAAUCCUUUGGAUGCGUCGUCAGCGUGUUCUCCGCCGUCUCCUCGUCAAGUACCGUGCCUCUGGCAAGAUCGACAAGCACCUUUACCACGAGCUCUACCACUUGAGCAAGGGUAACACCUUCAAGCACAAGCGUGCUCUGGUUGAACACAUUCACAAGGCCAAGGCUGAGAAGCAACGUGAGCGUGUCCUCAAGGAAGAGAUGGACGCUAAGCGCGCCAAGACCAAGGCUGCUCGUGAGCGACGACAGGAGCGUAUCCUCGCCAAGCGAAAUGCCGGUGAGGAGGAGGAGACCAAGGAGUAA